Messenger RNA from Rana temporaria (common frog), 1308 nucleotides. RefSeq names its product forkhead activin signal transducer 3-like. NCBI's taxonomy places the organism in Eukaryota, Metazoa, Chordata, Amphibia, Anura, Ranidae. Gene Ontology annotation, biological process: regulation of DNA-templated transcription. The coding region runs from base 125 to 994 and encodes 289 amino acids. The record is from RefSeq and is a predicted model, not a curated record. Gene Ontology annotation, molecular function: DNA-binding transcription factor activity; sequence-specific DNA binding. The transcript is spliced from 2 exons.
UCUAUACCCAGACUUCACUUUCUACAUGCUUAAUAUAGGAAGCAUUGUACCACAAAUGGACAGGAGGCUUGCAGGGAUGUCCUCCUAAGUAUCUCAGUGCAGGUCUCCUGGUUAUACUUAUAUAAUGUAUGAGGUAUUAUGUAUCUUGGUUUAUGGUCACGUUCAUUCACUUACAACAAUUUUUUUUUAUUGGCAGAUCCUACAAGAGAUCAGCAUCCUCUUUCCUUUCUUCAAGGGGAAUUAUCAGGGAUGGAAGGACUCUAUUCGCCACAACCUCUCCUCCAAUGAUUGCUUCCGAAAGGUCCUGAAAGAUCCGCUGAAGCCACAGGCUAAAGGCAACUAUUGGACGGUGGAUGUGAGCCGGAUUCCCGCCGAAGCCAUGAAGCUGCAGAAUACGGCGGUCACCCGGCAGGAAACCUACCCUCAUGACCUGGCUCCUUAUAUUCUGCAUGGACAGCCCUACAGACCAUUUGAUUUUCAGAACCCUCAUCUUUCACAAGACAGUACUGUGGUCAGAGGAGAAGCAGAGGCUCAGUCCCCAGUACCAACCCAGUCCCCCAGUGUACAUCCCGCCUCAAUGUUCCCAAUGAUUUUAUGGAACCUUCCAACAGCAUACUCAAAGUGUGUGGCUCCGAAUGUGGUGGCCCCUCCCAGCAUACACCCUCUUCUGCUUUACUCUAACUUCUCCUCACUCCCUCUGUGUAACUACAUAUCUUCACCAUACUCAAGCUCCACCUAUGCGGAGCUGAGGGAUGUCUACCCCCCCAAUCUGAGACCUCCAAUGUCUCCCUCGCCUAGACCCUCUGAAGCCAGGAAUUCCCUGUCCGACUUCCCACCCAAUACAACGGUCUUUGACGUCCCCAUGUAUUCCCCACAUGGGAGCUACAUGUCACCUCAACACAUGUACGGGCAGCAUUUAUCUCAGGGUGGCGCAUAUGGGCAGAAUUCAUCUCAAUUCGGGGUGCACCCAGCGUACAGACCCAACGGUUACUGAUUGUCCAGGUCUUGAGACAAGGCUGGUUUUGGGCCUUUCACUUUUGUCCCAAGGACUAGCGGCACUUACCUGAUGAUGUUGGCACCAGUGAUGAUUUAGUCUAUGAAAAUAUUUUCGUAGACUAAAUUAACACUUUUUUAGUCGACUAAAUUUAAAACAAUUCAGAUGCUAUUGCACUACCACUUGAGGAUAAGCAGGGGGGCCGUCUACUAAGCUACCGAAAGAGAAAAAAAAUUAAGAAAAGGGGCUUUUCUUAUAAUUUUUUUUCUUAAUAUUUUACGUUGGUAAUAUAUUCAGGGAAUAUGUGCAAUGAC